Messenger RNA from Cordyceps militaris CM01, 2202 nucleotides. RefSeq names its product pre-mRNA splicing factor CLF1. Gene Ontology annotation, molecular function: protein binding. Lineage: Eukaryota; Fungi; Ascomycota; Sordariomycetes; Hypocreales; Cordycipitaceae. The coding region runs from base 1 to 2202 and encodes 733 amino acids. The transcript has a single exon. The record is from RefSeq and is a predicted model, not a curated record.
AUGUCUAUCCCCGGGCUUAAAGAUAUCUCUACGCUCGACAAUGCCUGCACUGUCAUUGUCGACGAUACAUUAUACUCUUACUCGGACAAGGGAUUUGGGGCGUUGCCUUUGCAUGAUAGUACGCAAUGGAAACCCCUCAACACUGGUGUCAAGGUAACAGGACCCUCAUGCACUGGCAAGAAGCUGGCCGACAAAAAUGCAGCAUCUCUACUAGUAGUCGGUGGCUACAGUGAUGAUAAGAGCUAUCCCGGCUUGCAGGAAUACACGUUUUCUACUGACACGUGGAAAACUCUAACGCCCCUGACGAUGGACUUGCAGAACCGCCGUGGUCAUAGUGUCGUCUAUAACGACGCUUCUGAUACCAUUGUCGUUUUCUCUGGCCUCAAGUCGGAUGACCCAAAUGCUGUCGCGGGUGCUUCCCAAGAGACGCACAAAAUCCAGAUGUCAGGAGACCAACCACUUCGAGUCAUGUCGGCAAACCCCCCGCGCUCUGGCAGGGCUGGUGCGGUGAAGCCUAUGCUUUUCCCCUGGGCUGGUGCUGAUAUCGCCCUGAUCUCUGGCCCCGCAGACGAUGGAACUGUCUGGCUCAUGAACGCAGACCCCAAUAAUAACGAUGGGUGGAGACCGGUUGGAAGCGUUAAAGACUCAUGGCCGUCGGAUUCUGCCGCAGUCCGUGGCACACUGGUCGCCAGCACCAGUGACAGCUCACUCAGUCUUCUCAAAUUCGACUUGAGCCGCUCACCCAAUGUUGUGACGCGUAUACCCUUGGCCAAGGCCCCCAACCAGGCCAUGUAUGGCGCUACUCCUGCGACAAAGCGCAGUGUCGAUUUUGGAUUCGGGAACUGGCCUGAAUAUAACAGCACAAACGCGCCGGAUGCGACGAGAAACGGCUACUCGGUGGCCCAAGGCGCCAAUGGCAUGAUUGUCAUGUCCGGAGGCAACACCAAGGAACCUGUUGCCAUUUUCAACGCCCAAAAGAACAGCUGGGUCAAUGCCACCGACCUUCUUGCGGACGGCAAACAGAAGAUUCUCGCCUCUUCCUCAUCCACGACGACCUUGACCUCAACGACAGCGUCCUCUACGUUUGCCACUUCGAUCAUUACGGCCACUUCAACUACCGCAACACCCACUGAAACUGGCCCUGUUACCUCACCCGCAAAGCACGGCCCCAGCUCCAAUGCCAUUCUUGGCAUCACCUUGGGAACUAUUGCGGCAUUUCUCGCCAUCCUCCUUUUCAUCCUGCUUCUUCUGAAGCGCCGUAAACGCCGCACGAAUCCUAACCAGGGCGCUGUUCUCAACCCUGACGAGAAGGAUAACAUUGCGUUUGCCAAGAGCGCGCAACCUCCUGUCUCGCACGUCAACUACCGCGGCCACAAUCCUACUCUCUCCACCGAAUCGUAUUCUUCUGUCGCCAUCCUUAUGGGCCGAAUGGGACCCCAGAAGCAAGUUGGUGCUACCGGGAAGAUGUCGCGAUCGUCAUCGAGAAGCUCGACCAGCUCUGUGCAUAAGCAGUUCAAGAGCACCAUCAGCAAGCCCAUUCCCCAGCCAUCGAACAACCCGAUGCUGCAGGCUCACGAUGACAGAGGCAUCGUUUUCGACCCCACUGUCGCUGCCGAGCCCCGUCCACGCAAUGUUGAGCUGACGUCGGCGCGGGAUGGCACGCGGCGCAGCUCUGGAUGGAACAAGUACUGGUCAGGAGGAAGCGCGCUACAAAUUCUAGGCUACGGAAACAAGCGUGCGACAGUCACCUCAGAGCGUAGCUCGCGUUAUUCGGAGUCCACAUCGGCCAAUAACAAUGUCCGUGCGACUCAGGAUUCCGCCACAGUGCCGCCUCUCAACUUUGAGUCCCCGCCUGAAGUGAAUAGCGUCAACACCGGAAGCCCGGUUGUAUCGCAAUACGUCAGCAAGGUUCCGACUGAGGGCCUUGCCGGCACAAUUGAGCGCCCCGUCUCGCCGCUGUCGACCGCUUCUGGCUACUCGAGCGGAGUUCCAGAGAGCAUCAAUGAGAUGUUUAGAAACUCUAGCGAGAACAAGCCUUGGGGCCAAGACCGUGCCCCAAGCAGCAUAUACCAACAUCGCCGAGAAGAGUCGGCGACUGCUGCACCACAGAGCUCCGGAGUGAGCCACCAACCACAACUUGCCAUGGCAGCCACCUCGUCAGACAUGAGCUGGCUCAACCUGGGCGACCAGAACCGUAAAUAA